Messenger RNA from Osmerus eperlanus (European smelt), 6338 nucleotides. It is a transcript of the gene med1, whose product is annotated as mediator complex subunit 1. Bases 23 to 5605 code for a protein of 1860 amino acids. Lineage: Eukaryota; Metazoa; Chordata; Actinopteri; Osmeriformes; Osmeridae. Gene Ontology annotation, biological process: cellular response to thyroid hormone stimulus; regulation of transcription by RNA polymerase II. The record is from RefSeq and is a predicted model, not a curated record. The transcript is spliced from 16 exons. Gene Ontology annotation, cellular component: mediator complex. Gene Ontology annotation, molecular function: transcription coregulator activity; nuclear vitamin D receptor binding; nuclear thyroid hormone receptor binding.
AAAGCGGGGAAGAAUAGCGAAGAUGGCGGCGGUUUCAGGGGUAUCUCUGCAGGGCAGUAGUCCAGCAAGAGAACUUUCUCACUCGGUUCAGUCUGCAGGGGCCCCGCUACUUGGAGAUCGGGGAAAGUGUGAAGAAGGAACAGAAGCAGAGAAGCAGGGUCGUGUGAAUGGGCUCCUGGAGAGGCUCCAUGCCAAGCAUAACGCUUCACGAACAUGGCAGGAGACCAGCAAGGUGGUGCGCCAGGCAAUGGAGAAACGUGGUGUGAUGAAUGCUGCAGGACACCAGCUCCUUCUUACCUGCCUGGAGACACUGCAGAAAGCACUGAAAGUGUCCUCUCUGCCCUCUAUGACCGAUCGCCUGGAGUCCAUCGCCCGGCAAAACCUGCUGGGCUCCCACCUCAGUCCCUCAGGGACCGAGUGUUACAUCACCUCAGACAUGUUCUAUGUGGAGGUGCAGCUGGACACGGCUGGUCAGCUGGUGGACGUCAAGGUGGCCCAUCAUGGGGAGAACCCAGCGAGCUGUCCAGAGCUGAUUCAGCACCUCAGGGAAAAGAACUUUGAAGAAUUUUCUAAACACCUCAAAGGUCUGGUCAACCUGUACAAGCUUCCAGGAGAUAAUAAACUGAAAACCAAAAUGUACCUGGCCCUGCAAUCUCUGGAACUGGAUCUGACCAAGAUGAUGCACAUGUUCAGGUUAGCCACAAACGCAAACACGGUGGAGACCAUCAUCCAUGGUAGCGUGGGCCUGCUGACGGCCAGGAGCGGCGGCCAUCUUGUUUCUCUGCAGUGCUACGUGUCUCCCUAUGACGUGUUCGAGGAAGGAACCGGAACACAGCUCAACUUCACAGAUACAAACGUGCCUCGUUCUCUGGGCGUCAGUGUCUCCGUAACAGUAGAAGGAACUUCCUCUGUCUACAAGCUCCCCAUCGCACCCCUCAUCACUGGAUCCCACCCAGUAGACAACAAGGGAACCCCAUCUUUCUCCUCAGUCACCAACUCCAACUGUGUGGACCUGCCUGCCUGUUUCUUCCUGAAGAUGAACCAGCCGAUGCCCUUCUCCCUGUCCUUUAUCCAGAGAAUGGGCAAUGCUACAGGGAUCCCUGUGUUUGAGGCUCCCCCCACGCUGGCCAACCUCUACGAACUCAUCAUCCAGAGCCACCUGCAGGAGGAGGGAAGCCCUCCACCCACGCACCACAUGCGCUUCUAUGCCUCGCUACCUGACCAGCAGCACUGCUACUUCCUGAACGGCGACGCCCCGGUGCAGGAUGGGCGCUCCCUGCAGGGGGCGCUGGUCUCCAAGAUCCCCUUCCGCCACCCGGCCCAGGUGCCGGCCCUGCUGGACGUCAUUCGACACCAGGCGGCCUACAACACGCUGAUCGGCAGUUGCGUCAAACGCACCUUCAUCAAGGAGGAAACCCCGGGUAUACUCCAGUUUGAGGUGUGUCCCCUGACAGACUCCAGCUUCAGCGUGUCCUUCCAGCACCCUGUCAACGAGUCUCUCGUCUGUGUGGUGAUGGAGGUGAUAGACUCCAGGCAGGUGUCCUGCAAGCUCUACAAGGGCCUAUCAGACGCCUUGAUCUGCACCGACGAUUUUAUCACUAAAGUGGUUCAGAGGUGCAUGUCCAUCCCCGUGACCAUGCGGGCCAUCCGGAGGAAGGCCGAGACCAUCCAGGCGGACACGCCAGCCCUCUCGCUCAUAGCCGAGACGGUGGAGAUCAUGGUGAAGAAGAACCUGCCCCCUGCUGGCAGCCCCAGCUACAGCAUGGCCACAGGCGCAGAUGGAAGCAAUCCCAUGGGGCUCCCUGGGAUGAGCGGAGGCAACACGCCAACCGGCGGCACCAGUGGCGGCCCUGGUGGCGCCUUCCCUGGGCCAAUCAGUUCGAUGUAUGGGAUGGGUCGCAGUCAAGGGCAAGGCGGAGAGUGCAUGCCUCAGGGUGGGGCAGCCAAUCAGCAACAGCUUCAACAGCAACAGCAGCAGCAGCAGCAACAACAACAACAGCAACAACAACAACAGCAGCAAGGUCACUCAGACGAUUUCAGCAAAGUGACCCAGAAUCCCAUACUGACCAGCUUGUUGCAGAUCACAGGCAGCGUGGGUUCAAGUCCCGGCCCUCAGAAUGCCUCGUCCGGCUCCCAGCCUCCCCAAACCCCGCCCCCGACAUCAUCACCGGCCAGCAACACCAAGAACCAUCCCAUGUUGAUGAACCUGCUGAAAGAUAACCCCGCCCAAGACUUCGCAGUACUGUACGGGUCCAGCCCCCUGGAGAGGCAGAAUUCGUCGUCGGGUUCGCCUCGCACGGACGGCAUGGGGGGGGGCACCUGCCCUGGGGGCGGCACCAAGGGAAAGAAGAAGCGCCCGCGGGGGACGGAGAAGGGUGGGGUCAUGUCUGGGGGCGGCGGAGGUGGUGGUAUGGGUGGGAAGCAGCAGCAGUCGUCCAUGCAGCACCAUCACCAGCACCCGUCCAGCCACGAGGACGACUUCCACCGCGAGCUCUUCUCCAUGGACGUGGACACCUCCCAGAACCCCAUCUUUGACGUCAACCUGCCGGGCGACGGCCUGGACACGCCCCACAACAUCACCCCGGCGCCCAGCCAGUGCGGGACGCCGCCCUCCGGGCCCGGGGUGUCCUAUCACGCGCAGUCGCACGUCCAGUCCCAGCAGCAGGCGCCGCAACCUCCUCGCAUGCGGGACGUCCGCCUGUCCAGCUCGGACAGCAUCGGGGCCGACAUCACGGAGAUCCUGUCGGAUCUGCCCGAGCAGACGGGCAAGGGCGGCGGCGGGAGCGGAGGGCACGGGCAGCACCACAUGGGCAGCGGGGGCGACGAAGGGGGCGCCCUGGGCACGCCCAUCCGCGACUCGUCCAGCUCGGGCCAGGGCAGCGCCGUGUUCGAGGCGGACAUCUUCAACGCCAACAGCAACGAGAACCCCUUCACGGACGCCGCCGACCUCAUCGCCGAGGCGGCGGCCACGGCCGCCACCCCCAACAGCGACACGUCGUCCACCAACUUCUUCCCCGACGCGGUGGACUUCAACCCCGAGCUGCUGGCGUCCAGCCACGGCUUCCCGCAGGCCUACUUCGAGGACAGCUCCCCGAGCGCCGACGGAGACAUGGACCUCGUCAAAGGCUUCGGGGGGAGCAGCCAGCAGAACACGCCCUCGGGCACCCCCCAGAACCCCACCCCCCACGGCCAGAGCACCCCCGACCCGUCGCUCAAAGACCCUUUCGACAUGGUGUUCGGCGGGAGCGGCGGAGGGGGCAAGCCUCUGCUGGGUCAGGCCCCGGAUCUGGGGGACGCCCACUCCUCCCUGGCGGGGGACGGGCAGAGCCCCCUCAUGAUGGGCAUGGGGGGGGCUGGAAGUGACUUCAAGAGCGGCGAGACGAAAGCCAAGCAGCAGCAGCAGCAGGGGAUGAUGAGGGCUAAGGACGACAUCGGUAUCGGCAGCGGGAGCAGCGCGGGGCUGGGGAUGAUGGGCGGAGGACUGUCCUCUGAGGGGAAGCAGGUCAAGCGAAGCCGCACCCCCUCCAGCGAGGGCAAGUCCAAAGAGGGGAAGCCCCCCAAACGCAAGAAGCUCGACCCGGACGGGAAGUCCCCUUCUCACAGCUCAGGGGGGCGGCCUUACACCCCGCCCAGCGUGGGCUCGGGUUCCGGGGGCAGCAUGGGCGGAGGGGGGUCCAAGUCCCCCGGUAGCUCGGGGCGCUCCCAGACCCCACCUGGAGGCGCCACGCCACCCAUCCCCAAAAUUACCAUCCAGAUCCCCAAAGGGACCAUAACCGGGGGGAAGACGUUGUCCCACGGGGGAUACACCUCCAGCAGCUCUGCAGGGAGCGGAGCCGGAGGCACGGGAGGCAUGGGCGGCAGCAAGAGCCACCACUCCCACUCCUCCUCUUCCUCUGGGAAGAUGAAGAGCAAGGAGGGCUCCAUGGGCCACAGUGGCAGCUCCAAGCCUGGGAGUGUGGGGGGUGGUGGAGGGGUUGGAGGUGGACUCUCGCAGUCCAAAAGCUCAUCUCAGGGAAUGGGUGUCGGCAAGCCGGGCUCCUCCCCCAUCACCAAACAUGGCCUCUCUGGGUCAGGAAGCAGUGGAGGUGGCGUGGGAAGCGGGAACAAGAUCAAGCCCCAGGGGGGGAAGCCCCCCGGGUCCCUCAUGAAUCCCAGCAUCAAGCCCAACAUCUCGCCCUCGCAUUCUCGCUCCGGGGGCUCCGACAAGCUGUCGUCCCCCAUGAAGAUGCAGCAGUCGCAGGUUCCAGGGACGCCACCCUCUUCCAAGGCUAAAUCCCCAAUGGGCUCCGGGGGCGGCGGAUCAGGGGGGUCCAAGUCCUCCUCCGGAGGAGGAGGUGGAAUGGGCUCCCAGAAACCCAUGGGGGGCGGCUCCUCCUCUGGCUCCUCCUCUUCCACGUCCUCGUCAAGCUCGUCCUCUGGCAACAUGGCCUUUUCAGGAGGCUCCCAGUCUCAGUAUGGUGGUGGUGGUGGAGGAGGGGGUGGGGGGGGAGGUGGAGGUAGUGGGGGUGGAGGGGGAGGAGGAGGAGGGAGUGGCGGAGGUGGAGGAGGAGGGAGUGGAGGGGGAGGAGGAGGGGGUGGUGGUGGAGGUGGACAAAACAAUGCAAACAACCCCAAUGCCAAGGGCAAGUCUCCCAGUCGCAACAAGAAACCCUCCCUGAUCGCCGUCAUAGACAAGCUCAAGAGUGUGGGCAGCGGCACCGGGGGCUCAGAGGAGGGUUGCGAAGGCGGCCCCCCUGUCAGCGGGGGGGGCGGCGGGGGUGGCCCUCCGCCCCCGGGCGGGGCGGGGGGCGGGCCUCCAAACCUCGGCCCCUCCUCGAAGCAUGUCAUGUCGUCGCAAAGCGGGGAGUACCUCAGCAAACGGGACAAGAUGGACAAAGAGGGCAAGGCCAAAGUGUCCGUUUCGGGGGGCAACAGCGGGGAGAAGAAGAUGAUCGACCCCAAGACGGGCGCGGUGUGCAGCACGGGCGUGGCAAAGAUCAUCAUCAGCAAACCGGACAGCGCCUCCCCGAGCAUCAAGGCCAAGGUGACGCUCCAGAAACCCGGGGAAGGUUCCGGCGGCGAGUCGACGCGCCCCCAGCACUCGGGCCUCAAAGCGUCGCCGCUGUUCAGCGGCUCCACCCCCAAGCACGACCGCUCGUCUCCCAGCCACAGCCGCUCCCCGGGGUACGUGCCGCUCAACCACGACAGCGAGAGCGAGUCGGGGAGCAGCUCGGUGGCGGAGAAGUCCCACCAGAACAGUCCGAGCUCGGACGACGACCAGAGCAUGCGGCCCCUCCCGCCGCAGGACUACAUGAGCUCCGUGCCCCUCAGCUCCGGGGAGAGACACAAGAAGCAUAAGAAGGAGAAGAAGAAACAGAAGGAAAGGGAACGAGAGAGAGACAGAGAGAGGGAGCGAGAGAGGGAGAAGGAGAAGAAGAAAUCCUCCAUGUCCAUGGGCCCGACGUCGCAUCCGAUGAAAGCCGACAGUUGGUCGAGGUCUCCCAUCUCGGCUUCUGAUUCGUCGAUGUCCAUGAUGGGGUCGGACCGCCCCUUGAGACCCAGUCCUGUCUACAUGCGAAAUGAAGACGACGACCUCAUGGACUCUGCCCUCACGGGCAACCUUUAACCCUCAAAGUAGACACGUUUCUCACCAACAAAGAAUCUCUCGUUAUGCAUGCGAUAUCUGCCCUGGCUAAGACUUUGAAGUUGCCUGAAGUUAAAAGGAUGGAGGAUGCAAGUACCAAAUGACUUGACUGUGUUCAAAAUUCAAACAUUGGUCGAUUUUUUUAAGCAGAAUAUGUGUUUUUGUUAGUUUGCGUGCAUUACUGAUACACAAGUUGGUCGUACACUGUGGGUGCUCUAGCACAUGAUCUGAAUCCAAUUUGUUCACCCUUUGACAUCAAGUUUUGCCUACAAAUGUUUCAAUAACAUCAUCAACAUGUGGCAUUUUAUUUCAUCUGCUGUGUGAUAUCAGACUUUUUUCCCCUUCUUUCUCUUAUGAUCUUAAUGAUAUUUUAAGUCAGAGUUUAAGUUUUAAGGUAAAGAUGAUCAGGCAUACUUUAAUUGGAGUUUGCAAAUGACUAAAUGUAAAUCAUUUCUAUUUACCAGUGGUUUUAUAAAGAACUAUGACAUUUGUUUUAUGAAGUAUUAUCAAAAGGUUUCUAACAUCUUAUUGUACAGUUUAAAAUGCCUUGAUUUUGUGCCAUGUGAUGGGGGAUCAUAGGUUUUGAUACCACUUAACAUGUUUACGGGGCAGGUUUGUGUAGAUAUCAGUGAUUUUAUGCUAUAUAAGUACAUAAACCCCUGUGCUUAUUUUUAGCAUAGAGAUGUAUGAAUAUAAAAUAUUUCCAUGCCAAGUA